GGGGGCGCUGCAGUAUCUUCUCCUCAGCCUCGGGCUCGUGCAGCUGGAGCUCAGAAGGAAACAUGGCGGCGCUGUAUGAGUCGUACACGCUGUGUGCGCUCGCGGAACCGGGGCCAGCCGGAGCGCGAGCGGUGGAACCGGACCGGGACCAGGACCGCGUCAUCAUCACCGAGUCCGGCCGCGCGGUGACGGUUUAUAAGGUCUCAGAUCAGAAGCCGUUGGGUAGCUGGACAGUGAAGCAGGGUCAGUGCAUAACCUGCCCUGCUGUCUACAAUUCACAAACAAAGGAGUAUGUUGUAGUUACAGAUGAAAAGGUGGUCAGAGUUUGGAAAGAUGAAGACAUCAGUAUUGAAAAAGCUUUCAAAGCAACAGUGUCGGCUGAAGUGUACAGGAUUCAUUCAAUCCCUGACAGAGAGCCGGUGGUGCUGUUUCGGUGUGGGGCAGUGCGGUCCUUGGAUUCGCUCCUCUCUGCUCCUCAGCAGCCUGUGGAGAAAGUGCUGUCUGAGGAGGAGGUGAUCAGAUGGAGCACAGUAGUGCAGACAGAGCAGCAAGUAGUUCUUCUCUUCAGCACAGAACAGAAGGAUGAGCACUAUCUCUAUGUUCAGAGAUUCAGUCCCAACACUCUAGUAAAGCACAGACUGGAGACUCAUUCUACUCCUCUCAGCUUUGCUGCCACAUACAGAGAUGGAAAUAUACACCUGCUUUACCUGUUUUCGAAUGGGUGUGUGUAUGAGAGUGUGCUCCAGACACGACCCACAGGUUUGGCAGUGUCUGAAUCAGUUCAGGCCCUGCCCCGCUCUGUGCUCCUGCAGCUGCCCGUAGGUGAGGGAGAACUGACCUCCGCCUCUGCUCUCCCCCUGGAUGAGGCUCAUGUAGCUGUGGUGGGGGUCCCACACCCUUCAGCAGGAACAGGCAAAGAUUACCUCUGUCUGUGGAACACACAUUUCCAGACUCUGCAAGCAGGCAGAGAACUGGCAGGCAUGAUAUAUGGCCAGUUGUGGUGUUACUCCGGGAAGCUCUUCGUGCCUCAUGGGAAAUCUCUGUCCGUGAUCCCGUUUGAGUGUCAGAAAUCAUCUCUGGCCAGUGCUGUAGGGAAGCUAAAACAGACUUCAGGCACUAAAGAGAGCAAGGCUCCAACUCUAGUGGCCUCAUGGGACACACUCCUCCAUGGUGAAUCAACACAGACACAGAAGAGCCGAGUGACACGGAAGAGUAAGACUGCAAAGAAUCAAUGUCCAACAGCAGAGGAGCUCGCUGAGAACAUUAAGGUGGGCUCUGUCACUGAGGUGCAGAAGGAUAUGGAUGCGUUCCUGUGUGGAUUAGAGCAGGGAGAACUGCAGGUGGCCGCAGGGAGGCUGGCAUCCGAACUGGUGGCACGAUGCCAGGCAGAUCCGACCUUUUACCCACAGGCUACCCUAAUGCAGCUGGUUGAAACAAACUACAUGUGCCACAGUGUGUGUCCUAAUCUACUGAUGCUGGCUCUGGAGAAGAAUGACUUUAGACUUUGCCAGCUGUGUCUGCAGCUGUUCCACGACAUUCCAGAAGCUGUCACCUGCGCAUGUCUCAAGACCAUCCUCAGUGUUCAGGAUGCAGAGCUGGAGCAAGUGAACCUAGAAGCGGACAGUCUGCUGUUCAUGAAGACCCUCACCCAGACAACAGACCACUCCGGCGUGGACAGUGGUCAGCGUAACGGUUUCAGCCCUCAGGUUUUGGAGGAAGAAAGCUGUGAUGUUCCACCAGACCCUGUGACCAAGGACAAAAAGCCGGCCAAAGACCCAUUAGCUCUGGAUAUGAGCUGCCCUGUGGGACUUCAUAGAGGAGUUCUGAUAAAUGAGGUUUUGCAGACGCCUUACAGUGACAACCUUCUGCUUCCACACCUAAAGGACCUCACUGUCCCACAGGUUAUACUCCUCCUGCAGUAUUUGAGAUUCCUGUAUCUGAAAUAUUCCCAAGAUGUCCACUCUCAAAUCCGAGCCCUCCGAAAGCCAGCUGUCACUCAGGUUAUGGAUUGGGUUUGCUUGUUACUGGAUGCUCACUUCACAGUUCUUGUUUUGGCUCCUGAGGCAAAAGACUUGCUGUCCAGUCUUCACAUGUUUGUUAGGUCUCAGGUGAAGUUAUACUCUGAGCUGGGGAAGAUCGAGGGAAGUCUGGAGGCGCUCAAAAAAUCGAAGAAGUCCAAAGAGAUUGGCCAAUAUUCCAUUGAAGUGAUUGAGCUAUUUUAGACAACCUGUACAGAAUCUUUUUAAUAAAACUCCUGAUGACCUACA
Astyanax mexicanus (Mexican tetra) is the source of this 2267-nucleotide messenger RNA. RefSeq names its product nucleolar protein 11 (gene nol11). Gene Ontology annotation, biological process: maturation of SSU-rRNA. The coding region runs from base 63 to 2222 and encodes 719 amino acids. The transcript has 18 exons. NCBI's taxonomy places the organism in Eukaryota, Metazoa, Chordata, Actinopteri, Characiformes, Acestrorhamphidae. Gene Ontology annotation, cellular component: nucleus; nucleolus. Gene Ontology annotation, molecular function: RNA binding; protein binding. The record is from RefSeq and is a predicted model, not a curated record.